Molecule: messenger RNA, 3950 nt
Organism: Macadamia integrifolia
Lineage: Eukaryota; Viridiplantae; Streptophyta; Magnoliopsida; Proteales; Proteaceae
Product: probable starch synthase 4, chloroplastic/amyloplastic
Exons: 16
Coding region: 390-3461 (1023 amino acids)
Molecular function (GO): alpha-1,4-glucan glucosyltransferase (UDP-glucose donor) activity
Source: RefSeq, a predicted model, not a curated record
UCCAUCAAUACUGAUCUUUGAGGGGGGAAAAAAAAUCUGGGUUCUGACAAAUUAACUGUCAAAAACUGUUGGAUUGGACUUUUUUUCAACUGGGUAUUGAUAAUCUCAGUUUACGAUUUGACCCUUUUGAUGAAAAAGAUUGAAUCCAACUAUUUCAAGUCAAGGUCCCACUAUCCAUUUUCUUUGGAUUUCUUGAUUUCGUUUUCGUUUUCUCAGACAAGUCACAGUUAUAAAAAGACUCAUUUUACGCUUACGCAUGCAGUGGCCGUUUUGGUGAAGAAACUGAAACCGUUUUCUUUCUUUCUUUCUUUCUCUGUUUCCUUUCUCUCUCGAUCAGUCUCUCUCUCUCUCUCUCUCUCUCUCUCUCUCUGUUUCUCUAAAGAGGUUUCAUGGCGACGAAGCUAUCAGCCCUUUACGUUGGACAUGGCUGGCGUGGAUUUAGUUCUUCUAAUCACUCCAAUCUGCGGCUGCCUGUAACUCCUGCUCGAUUUCUGCCCUUCUCCUUCAAGAAUCGUCAGAGGAUCUUCAGUUCCCAACGUAACAGACAGCAGGCAAUAAAAUUCUCGCAUGAACCACCUCCACUGGAUGAGAAAUUCCAGACAAGUGAUGAUGAAUACAGUGAAGUUCAAUGUGCUAUUCCAGAUACGAUCACAAGUUCGCCUGAGGAAACCACAUCAACCAGUACUGAAGUUGAUAAUGGUUUUACUGCUAAAAAUACUGAGACAACUUUUGACAGUUCAGUUCCUGUCGAUGAAAAAUCUACGACAGAAAAUGGUGAUGGUGGAGGGAAGCUAUCAAAUGUUAGGCUUGAGGAUUUGAUAGGCAUGAUAAGGAAUGCUGAAAAAAAUAUCUUGCUUCUGAACCAAGCUCGGGUUCGUGCGCUUGAAGAUCUUGAAAAUAUUCUCAGUGAGAAGGAGGCUUUGAAAGGAGAGAUCAGCAUCUUAGAGAUGAGGUUGGCAGAUGAUGAUGCAAGGAUUAAAGUUGCAUCUACAGAAAAAAUACCUGUGGAAGUCCUUGAAGAUCAGUUAGAGAAGUUGAAGAAUAAUAUCACAGGAAGAAGAGAAGCUGAGGAAAGUGGCCAAGAUGUAUAUGAGGACUGGGACCAAUUUUUGAAGGAAAGAGCUCCUUUAUCACAUGAUAAUAGUCUUUAUUCUCUAAGUGAGGUUCAAUCUAUCAGCAAGGAGCUUCGUUCAUUAAGGACGGAGAAUGUGUCCCUGAAGGAGGGUAUACAAGAGCUUAAGGCAGAACUAAAUAAUAUCAUGGAAGCAGAUGAGCGUCUAUUGUUGCUGGAGAAAGAGCGCUCUUCUUCAGAGGCUGCUUUGAAGGACUUGGAGUCUAAACUUGUGGCUGCUCAGGCAGAUGUUUCAAAACUUUCUUAUUUGCAAUUUGAAUGUAUGGACCUACGGGAGAAGAUAGAAAGUUUGCAGGGAUUGCUCUAUAGGUCAACUGAACAAGCAGAUCAAGCAAUUUCAGCAUUACAGGAAAAUCAUGAGCUCCGAAAGAAGGUUGAUAGGUUGGAAGAAUCCCUACAAGAAACACAUGCAUUUCAAACAUCAUCAGAUAAUAAACAUGAUGGGCUUAUGCAACAGAAAUUUAGACUUUUGGAAGAGCUCGUUGAAAGGUCUGACCAGAAAAUACAUUCUAAUAUUGAGUUAUACCAACAAUCAGUGAAGGAAUUCCAAGAUACAUUGAAUAGUAUACAAGAAGAAAGCAAGAAAAAGGCAGAAGAUGGACCUGUGGAUGAUAUGCCAUGGGAAUUUUGGAGUCGGCUGUUACUCAUUAUAGAUGGUUUGUUGCUUGAGAAGAAAAUAUCAUCCAGUGAUGCAAGUCUUUUAAGAGAAAUGGCAUGGAAGAGAGAUGGACGUAUAUGUGACGCAUACUUGGCAUGCAAAGACAAAAGUGAGCUUGAAACUCGGUCUACAUUUCUCAGACUGACAUCAAUACGGUCAUAUAGCCCUGUAUUGCAUAUCAUCCAUAUUGCAGCAGAAAUGGCACCAAUUGCAAAAGUUGGUGGCUUGGGAGACGUUGUUGCUGGUCUAAGUAAAGCUCUGCAGAAUAAAGGACAUCUUGUGGAAAUUAUUCUUCCAAAGUAUGAUUGCAUGCAAUAUGAUCGUAUUGGUGACUUGAGGGCCUUAGACGUAGCAUUGGAGUCACAUUUUGAUGGCCAGCUAUUCAAGAAUAAAGUCUGGGUUGGAACAGUUGAAGGUUUGCCUGUCUACUUCAUUGAGCCCCUUCAUCCAGCCAAGUUUUUCUGGAGGGGCAACUUUUAUGGGGAGCAUGAUGAUUUCAAACGUUUUUCUUUCUUCAGCCGUGCAGCACUUGAGUUGCUCCUUCAAGCUGGCAAGAAGCCAGACAUAAUCCACUGCCAUGAUUGGCAGACAGCUUUUGUUGCACCACUUUAUUGGGACUUAUAUUUUCACAAAGGUCUUGACUCAGCUAGAAUAUGCUUUACGUGCCACAAUUUUGAGUAUCAAGGGACAGCAUCUGCUUCAGAGUUAGCAUCCUGUGGCCUUGAUGUUCACCGGAUAAACAGACCAGAUAGGAUGCAGGAUAGCUCAUCCCAGGACAGAGUCAAUGCUGUCAAGGGUGCCAUCGUGUUCUCUAAUAUUGUGACAACAGUAUCACCCACCUACGCACAGGAGGUGCGGACUGCUGAGGGAGGACAUGGUCUCCAUGCUACUUUAAAUACUCAAUCGAGAAAGUUCAUUGGAAUUCUUAAUGGGAUUGAUACUGAUACUUGGGAUCCUAGGACUGAUACUUUUCUUAAAGUUCAGUAUGGUGCUGAUGAUCUUCAAAGGAAAGCUGAAAAUAAAGAAGCUUUAAGAAAGCAUCUAAAAUUGUCCUAUGCUGAAGCUAGACAGCCACUGGUUGGUUGCAUAACAAGACUGGUACCACAGAAAGGUAUACAUCUUAUUAGGCAUGCAAUAUAUAGAACAGUGGAGCUUGGAGGGCAGUUUGUACUCUUGGGUUCGAGCCCCGUGCCACAUAUUCAAAAGGAAUUUGAGGGAAUUGCGAACCAGUUUCAGAACAACCCUCAUGUUCGAUUGAUAUUGAAGUAUGAUGAGGCUCUGUCACAUGCCAUUUAUGCUGCAUCUGACAUGUUCAUCAUUCCUUCAAUCUUUGAGCCAUGUGGGCUUACACAGAUGAUAGCAAUGAGGUAUGGUUCUGUACCUGUUGUACGAAAAACUGGGGGUUUAAAUGACAGUGUUUUUGAUCUUGAUGAUGAUUCAGUUCCAUUACAAAUCCGCAAUGGGUUUACAUUCUUGACACCUAAUGAGCAGGGAGUAAAUGGUGCCUUGGAUCGUGCAUUUGACAACUACAUGAAUGACAGUGAGAGUUGGCAGCAGCUUGUUAAGAAGAACAUGAAAACAGAUUUUAGUUGGAACUUGUCAGCCGCACAGUAUGAAGACCUUUAUGCAAAGGCUAUCACCAAGGCCAGGGAAAAGACAACACACACCUGAGCCUUUCUUUUUUGCAUGGGUUUCUUUUCCUUAUUGAACAGUAGAUACCAGUCUAAGCCAAAGCAAUCUUCCCAAUUCUCACUCACCUGUCCAACUGAGGAAAUUGGUUUAAUUGUGAAUCUGCCAGAGCUUUUUUCCCUUCAUGGCUGUCAUUCAGGAUGAGAUGAUUUGUUAUAGAAUAUACCUAAUGCUGGAGGGCGAAGAGUUCUGAAGUUUGUGGUUUCAGUUGUAUAUAGACACAACUGGGUUGUGAUUUUACCCUCACCUUCCCAGUUCGAUACAUUCUACAGUCAAGUCAUGUAAUUCUUUUGUUGAUAGAUGAAUAGACUCAAUUGUAUAAAUGUAAAUCUUGUUCUUCUGCAUGAGUGCAAGGAGAUGGAGGCAAAUUUUGCCUUCAUUAUACUUCAAUUCUGUCCUUGCAAGAAUUUUGAAAGUGUACAGAAAUUACAAGUUAAAACUAAAAAUUUGCAAAGUUUCUUGAUUCCUUAA